AAAAUUUGCAGUAAUAAUGUUGUAAGUCGAUGUAUAUAAUCAAAGAAGCAAUAUUACGAAAUUUAUUUGAAAACAUUCAAUUAAAAUGUAAAAUGAUAACAAGAAUAAAUAUUUUUUUUUCUAGAAUUUAAAAUAUCUAACUAAAGUAAGAAUUUCUAGACACUAGAGAGACUCUAGAGAGAAUCCACUUGACCUAAAACACCGAGAAAACGUGUUGGUUUGUUAAUGAAUGGUCAAUCAGGAUUUUUUUUUUGGAUUAAAAAACCAUGUGAGUUUUUUCUUUCAAAAAAACGAGAGUUUUUGUUUGCUGAAAUGAGAAAUAAUUAUUUUAUAACACAUCGAUUAAGUUCAAUUAUUGAUGGAGUUAACCUUAUUAAUCGUUGAUAAACGAAAAAUUUAUUCGAAAAUUUAUUAAAUAUAAAUUAAAAUAGAAUAUGACAAAGAAGAGAGAGAGCAAAGAAGAAAAGAAUAAACUAUUUAAAAAAAUAUAUAGAUAGAUACGUAUAUUACAUCGAUAUCUAAAGAGAAAAAAGACGGCGCGCUGCGACACGAUGGCAGUAACGUCGGAUGACCGCCAACAUUGACAAUCGCGCGCAACCAAUCGAUGGCCCACUGCCACUUUGCUUCUGCCUACAACCCGUCUUUCUUACUUUCUCUCUACCUCUCUUUUUAAUCCCCUUCUUUGACACACCCCAUUCUCUAUUUGUUCCUCCACUCUUCAACUCGAUUUACUUUAUGCUCCCUUUUCACAUUUUCGCUCCUAUUUUAUUACAAUUAUUUUGAUCAAAGACUAUUUUUUCUUCCUUUUUUCUUCCUCUUUCCACUUCAAGUUAGAUUUCCAAAGUACAGACGAUUAUUUUUACAAGGAAUAUUUUCUCUUCUAUUCCGAUCAUUCAUCGAGGUAAGCGUGUAAUCGUACUUUUCACAAAAUGAUAUGACAUUUUCCAUCGUUAUUUCGUUGACUGCUACACAUUUCACAUACGAUGUUUUUGAAUACAUAUUCACUUAUCUUUUUUUUUUUCUUCCAUCAGUCUAUUUCUCUUCUUUGUUGCCGAAAGUUUAUCUCUAUCCUCGCGAGUGUUUCCCCAGUGAUGUGCAACGUCAGUGGCCGCGUCGGCGUCGGCGUCGGCGUCAGGACAUCAGUGUCGGUGUCACUAGCGUCGGCGCUAUCAUAUCGGUGGUUGGUUAGUAGACGAACGAAGGCGGUCGAGUAACGUUGGGACACGUCGUGAUCAUUGAGAGUUCAAUCCGUCCACUCUCUUUAACCUUCGUUCACACUUGUUAAUAACGGUGGAAAGUUUGUAAAUCGUAUAUAUCAGAGAAAACUCUAAACUAUCCCUUUCUUUUUUUCUCUUUCAUAGAUCGCGUUGUCAUAUAACGACGCGUCUAGAAAAGUAACGAAUAAUUUGAUAUUUGUAACGCAAAACAAGAUUCUGAGUGUAUUCGAGCGCGAUAACAUGAACACAGGAUGAUCUGUCGAUAUUCGGGGACACUGUGGCCGUGUAUUGCUUGAAAAAAAAGGUGUGGCGGACGGAAAGAAGAAGGGAUUGAUAACCGAUUGGAAAAGGAAAUAUCGAAAAGUAUAUAUCCUGAGGGAGCAGAAUGAUCGAUCCGAGCUCGUCGGAGUCGGAAAGCGAGGAGGACCAGAGUUCUCAACACGUCGGAAGUGUCGGUGGCGGUAGUGGCGGAGGCAGCGGUGGAGCUCGCGCAGGGAGCGGUAGCUCGUACGGAUCCCGGCGACAGAUUGGACCCGGAGGGAGCCUCGCCACCGCGAGCGGUCCCGUUUCGGGUAGCGUGAGCUCGUUAGCCUCCCCAGGAGGCUCGAUCCACGGACCGAUCGGGACACCUCGAGCUGGCGGGGGUACCGGUCAGGAUGCCGACGCAUCUUCCUCUCUCUCCGCGGCGAGAAACUCGUUAUCGCCGUCGAUGUCUGCUGCCCAGGAUGCGGCUAGUUACGCUCAGAGACCUACCAGCCCCUCGCCCUCUGUCGCCAGCGAGAAAACCGAAACCGAUCUUCAGGACAAACAGGAGCGAGAAGAAGAGGAAAGAAAGACCAGGAUACAGCUGUAUGUGUUCGUAUCGAGAUGCGUUGCAUAUCCGUUUAACGCCAAACAACCAUUGGAUAUGACGAAACGUCCGUUAAAAGUGACCAAGCAACAACUCGAAACGAUAUGUUCUCGUUUUCAGAGUUUCCUAAAGGGAGAAACGCAAAUAAUGGCGGAUGAAGCGUUUCGAAAUGCCAUACAGAAUUACUACGAUGUGUUUCUAACGUCGGAUCGUGUGAUGCAAAUGGUUCAAAGCGGUGCUUGCUCGCAACUCGACUUCCGUGAGGUGUUCAAGGAGAACAUAAAGAUUCGUGUUCUACGCUUCCCGGAAAUCGAUGGAUUGAGCAAAGAGACUGUACUUACGUCCUGGUUGGCCAAAUUCGAUUGUAUCAUGAAAGGUACGGGGGACGAGGAGACCAAGAGGCCCUCCAGGAUGCAACAACAGUCUUUGAUCUCGGAGAUGAUUCUGCCGAAGGAGCAGCUGUACGACAUGUUUCAGCAAAUUCUUGGCAUCAAGAAGUUCGAACAUCAGCUUCUGUUCAACGCCCUCCUGUUGGAUUCAGCCGACGAACAGGCUGCCGCCAUCAGGAGGGAGCUGGAUGGUCGCCUCCAAAAGGUCAACGAGAUGGAAAAGAAUCGCAAGCUUAUGCCCAAGUUUCUCGUAAAAGAAAUGGAGUCGCUCUACAUCGAGGAACUAAAGUCGUCUAUCAACCUGUUGAUGGCUAAUUUAGAGUCAUUGCCAGUCUCGAAAGGUUCGACAGACAGCAAAUACGGGCUGCAGAAGCUGAAGCGCUGCAAUCACCGUCGUGAGCGCUCCCGCUGCCGCGGUCAGGGUUCCCUCGUUAAAUUGGAGAGCGACUCCGCUGACUCGGAACCACAGCUAACCAAAAUGGACGUAGGCCUCACCUUCCAAUUGGCUGUCGUGGUUGUAGAGGUCAGGGGCUUGAAGAGUUUACCACCCAAUAAGAUCGUCUAUUGCACGAUGGAAGUCGAUCGUGGUAAAAAGCUGCAAACCGAUCACGCCGAAGCCUCGAAACCUAUGUGGGACACUCAAGGCGAUUUUACCACCAUGCAACCUCUACCGCUGGUCAAGGUUCGACUCUAUACCGAGAAUUCGGCGAUGCUCGCACUCGAGGACAAAGAACUGGGCAAAGUGAAUCUACGACCUACACCGUUCUCCUGUAAACACCCGGAAUGGUAUCGAAUGUCUGUCCCGAAAAAUUGUCCCGAUCAGGAACUUCUCAUCAAAGUUGGUUGCCGAAUGGAUAAACCGUUCAACAUGAAACAUUGUGGCUAUCUUUACGCGAUGGGCAAAUCCGUGUGGAAGAAAUGGAAGAAACGAUACCACGUGUUGGUCCAAGUCUCCCAAUACACGUUCGCAAUGUGCUCGUAUAAAGAGAGAAGGAGCGAGCCAUCGGAGAUGAUGCAACUCGACGGUUAUACGGUUGAUUAUAUCGAACCUCUUUCGGCCAAUCUGAUGGUCGGCAUGGAUUUAGAUGACGGAAGAUUUUAUUUUAACGCUGUUCGCGAAGGGGACAAUAUAGUAUUUGCCGCGGAUGACGAGAACGAGUGUCAAACUUGGGUAAUGGUCAUGUACAGAGCGACCGGUCAAUCCCAUAAACCGACCCCGCCUGUAUCCGUGGCGGACAAAAAUUCCACCAUCAGUAAGAUACAGGGAGACGCCGAUCGAGCGAAAAAGCAUGGAAUGGAGGAUUACAUUAGCGCGGAUCCUUGCAAGUUCGAUCAUCACUUCCUCUUCAAAUUUUUGCAAAAUUUGGUUCUGGAUUAUCGAUUGAACGAUCCGUACUGUUCUCUCGGUUGGUUUUCACCCGGUCAAGUAUUCGUUCUGGACGAGUACUGCGCGAGAUACGGAGUUCGAGGAUGUUUUCGACAUUUAUGCUACUUGAACGACUUACUCGAUAGAAUCGAUCGCGGUUUAAUGAUCGAUCCAACCCUGAUUCACUUUAGUUUCGCGUUUUGCGCCACUCACGUUUACGGGAAUCGCACGGAUCGAGUCGGUUCCAUCACUCACGAGGAGAAGGAAAAGUUUCAAGACAUCAAAGAGAGACUCAGGCAAAUUCUCGAAGAACAAAUUACCAAUUUCAGAUACAGCUUUCCCUUCGGUCGGCCGGAUGGCGCGUUAAAGGCUACCUUGUCCCUGUUGGAACGAGUGAUGAUGAAGGAUGGCGUCAGUCCUGUGCCUCAAGAGGAAGUGAAGACAUUGAUCAAGAAUUGUCUCGAGAAGGCCGCUCUCGUCAAUUAUACGAAGCUCUCUGCCGAAGCGAAAAUCGAAGAUGAUUUCAGCGGUGAGGUUUGCGUCCCGCCUAGCAAGAAACUCGAAGAUCUCAUACACCUUGCCGACAUGUGCGUCGAUCUACUUCAACAAAACGGGGAGCACUAUUCGAAGGUAGCGUUCGCCUGGUUUAGCGAUCUUAUGGUGGAGCAUGCCGAGAUCUUCUGGUCUUUGUUUGCCGACGAUAUGGACAAAGUGCUCGCCGAACAACCACGGGAUACUUGGGACAGUUUUCCACUCUUUAAAAUCUUGAACGAUUAUCUGAGAGAAGAUGAUAAUUUGAAGAACGGUAGAUUUCACCAGCAUCUUCGCGAUACUUUUUCUCCUAUGGUGGUGCGUUACGUGGAUUUGAUGGAAACCUCGAUCGCACAAUCGAUUUAUAAAGGUUUCGAGAAGGAGCGUUGGGAGAUAAAGGGAAACGGAUGCGCGACUUCCGGCGAAUUAUUUUGGAAAUUGGACGCUCUUCAAUCUUUCAUCCGCGAUCUUCAUUGGCCAGAUCAAGAAUUUCGCCAGCAUCUAGAGCAAAGAUUAACGUUAAUGGCUUGUGAUAUGAUCGAAACUUGCAUUCAACGAACGGAUGCCGCGUUUCAACAGUGGCUGAAGAAAGGCGUGACUUUUAUUUCGACCGAUUACAUCAUACCGUCGGAAAUGUGCGCGAUGGUAAACGUUAUUCUCGACGCGAAAAACCAAAGUUUCGAACUGUGCACCAUCGAUGGCGUCGACGUGCACCAAUAUCACGCGAAAAUCGACGAUUUGAUAGAGAAAACUUCGGCUGCUAUGACCCAAGGAAUGAUCAACAAACUAGUCACGGUAUUGGAGACGACCUUAUCCAAAUUGUCCCGUUACGACGAGGGAUCCUUCAUAGGUUCCAUUCUCAGUUUGACGAAGGUAUCGGGAAGUGGGAAAGAAAUGGGACAGGCCUACGUAAGCUUUACGAGGAAUUGCAUGGACCAAAUUCGUGGCAAAGUCUUGGACGAAUUAUGGAUUUUAACGUUCUUCGAGCAAUGGUACACGGCGCAAAUUCAAAUGCUGUGCACGUGGCUCUCGGAAAGACUCGACCAUAGCUUACAUCUAUAUCAAUGUACCUGUUUGGCCCAUAUCGUAAAAAAAAUUUACUCGGACUUUGAGUUACAAGGUGUUAUAGAGGAAAAACUCAAUUCGACGACAUAUCAGACUAUAUCUAAGAGGAUGCAAACGGAAGAAGCGUCUUGUGCCUUAACGAGCGUUCAGAACGAAGAAGGUCUUUCGGAGAACGGUAACGAUGACGAGGUAGAACGACCAAAACCAAAGGUAACGGUCGUGGAAACGGUCAACAGCGAGGACGCGAAUAUUAUCAGCAACGUUACUUCGAACGUUGUUGAAAAAGUUGGGAGCAUGUUUGGCAAGGGCAUUGGUGGCUUUUCGACAAAAUUUGGUGGACCUAGCUGGUUUUGAUCAUUCUUUUUAUAUUAUUUUAUUAUCGCUAUUUUAUUAUCGCUUAUCUUUUUCUCAUUUUUAUCUUUUAUCAUUUUUAUCUUAUUAUUCAGUAUUAUCAUAUUCUCGUUCCUAUUUUCUAUUUCU
Apis laboriosa (Himalayan honeybee) is the source of this 5898-nucleotide messenger RNA. RefSeq names its product calcium-dependent secretion activator (gene Cadps). The record is from RefSeq and is a predicted model, not a curated record. The transcript is spliced from 15 exons. Bases 1603 to 5772 code for a protein of 1389 amino acids. Gene Ontology annotation, biological process: dense core granule exocytosis; synaptic vesicle exocytosis. Lineage: Eukaryota; Metazoa; Arthropoda; Insecta; Hymenoptera; Apidae.